Chrysochloris asiatica (Cape golden mole) is the source of this 1032-nucleotide messenger RNA. RefSeq names its product zinc finger protein 84-like. The record is from RefSeq and is a predicted model, not a curated record. Bases 1 to 1032 code for a protein of 343 amino acids. The transcript is spliced from 2 exons. Gene Ontology annotation, biological process: regulation of transcription by RNA polymerase II. NCBI's taxonomy places the organism in Eukaryota, Metazoa, Chordata, Mammalia, Afrosoricida, Chrysochloridae. Gene Ontology annotation, molecular function: DNA-binding transcription factor activity; RNA polymerase II cis-regulatory region sequence-specific DNA binding.
AUGAACUUUGGACCUUUAAAGCAAACAUCCAAUUUGUAUGUGUCAAAUGGAAAAUAUUUUAAAUAUCCAUUAAAUUUAUUUACUCAAAGCAGAAACUAUGAAAGGAAGCAGACUGGUAAGUUCAAUAUAUACAAGAAGUCAUUUCUCUACACCGAGCAUGAAAAAGCUCGUGCUGACUUAAAGUACUAUGAGUGUAAUGAAUGUGGAAAAGUCAUCAGCAAGAAAUCACAGCUCAUUGUACAUCAGAGAACUCAUACAGGAGAGAAACCCUUUAAAUGCAACAAUGAAUGUGGGAAAGCCUUCUCUCGAAAGUCACAUCUCGUUACUCAUCAGAGAACUCAUACAGGAGAGAAGCCCUAUGAAUGCAAUGACUGUAGCAAAGUCUUCUCUCAGAUAUCACAGCUCAUUAUCCACCAGCAAAGUCAUACAGGAGAGAAACCCUAUGUAUGUAGUGAAUGUGGCAAAGCCUUCAGAGAAAAGGCAAGUCUCAAUAAGUAUCAGAGGAUUCAUUCAGGAGAGAAACCCUAUGUAUGUAGUGAAUGUGGGAAAGCCUUCAGAGAAAAGGCAAGUCUCAAUAAGUAUCAGAGGAUUGAUUCAGGAGAGAAACCCUAUGUAUGCAGUGAAUGUGGGAAAGCCUUCAGACAGAAGGCAAGUCUCAGUGAUCAUCAGAGGAUUCAUUCAGGAGAGAAACCCUAUGUAUGCAGUGAAUGUGGCAAAGCCUUCAGACAGAAGGCAAGUCUCAGUGAUCAUCAGAGGAUUCAUUCAGGAGAGAAUCCAUACAGAUGCAGUCAAUGUGCCAGAGCCUUCAGUGGUAAGUCACUCCUCAUUAGACAUCAGAAAACUCAUUCAGGAGAAAAACCCUAUGGAUGUAAUGAAUGUCAGAAAGCCUUUAUUUGGAAUUCACAGCUCAUUAUUCAUCAGAGAACUCAUACAGGAGAGAAACCCUAUGGAUGCAGUAAAUGUGGAAAAGCUUUCUCCCAGAAAUCACACCUCAUGAUUCAUCAGAGAACUCACAUAGAACAGAAAUCUUAA